This is a messenger RNA of Octodon degus (degu), 2268 nucleotides long. RefSeq names its product RNA polymerase II associated protein 3 (gene Rpap3). Gene Ontology annotation, molecular function: protein binding. The record is from RefSeq and is a predicted model, not a curated record. NCBI's taxonomy places the organism in Eukaryota, Metazoa, Chordata, Mammalia, Rodentia, Octodontidae.
GGGCCUUGUGGGAAGGCGGGGCGGAAGCCGGCUGAGGCGCGGCGGUCUGACGCGUCGCGGUGCCCACGGUGACGGCCAAGACGGGUCACGAUGUCGUCAACAAGUAAAGCUGUUGAAUUACAACUACAAGUAAAACAAAAUGCAGAAGAAUUGCAAGAUUUUAUGAGGGAUUUAGAAAACUGGGAAAAAGACAUUAAACAAAAGGAUAUGGAACUGAGAAGACAGAGUGGUGUUCCUGAAGAGAGUUUACCUCCUAUUCGAAAUGGGAAUUUUAGGAAAAAGAAGAAAAGGAGAGUGAAAGAGUCUUUGAAAAAAACCAAAGAGGAAAACACUAAAAACAGGAUAAAAUCUUACGAUUAUGACGCGUGGUCAAAACUUGAUGUGGACAGUAUCUUGGAUGAGCUGGAUAAAGACGACAGCACCCAUGAUUCCGUGUCCCAGGAGUCAGAGUCGGAAGAGGAUGGCAUUCACAUAGAUUCACAAAAGGCUCUUGCUCUCAAAGAAAAGGGCAAUACAUUCUUUAAACAAGGAAAAUAUGACGAAGCAAUUGAAUACUACAGCAGAGGCAUGGAUGCUGACCCAUACAAUCCUGUGCUGCCAACCAACAGAGCGUCAGCCUACUUUAGAUUGAAGAAAUUUGCUGUUGCUGAGUCUGAUUGUAACUUGGCAAUUGCUUUAAAUAGAAAUUAUGCAAAGGCUUAUGCCAGACGAGGUGCUGCUCGAUGUGCUUUGCAAAAAUUAGAGGAUGCCAAAAAAGAUUAUGAAAAAGUAUUAGAACUGGAACCAAAUAACUUUGAAGCAACAAAUGAACUCAGGAAAAUCAACCAGGCUUUAACAUCUAAAGAAAACUCCUGCCCAAAGGAAGCUGCUACGGUAGUUGCAUCAGCUGAAAGUGAGAAGCAGCACCCGGUGGCGCAGCAGAGCAAGCAGCAGGCUCUUUCAGAGAAAGAUCGGGGGAAUGGAUUUUUCAAAGAGGGAAAAUACGAGAGCGCAAUUGAGUGCUAUACAAGAGGGAUGGCAGCAGAUGGCGCCAACGCGCUUCUGCCGGCGAACAGAGCCAUGGCCUACCUCAAGGUUCAGAGGUACAAAGAAGCUGAAAGAGACUGCACACAAGCUAUUUCAUUAGAUGGCUCAUAUUCAAAAGCUUUUGCCAGAAGAGGAACUGCAAGAACGUUUUUGGGAAAGAUAAAUGAGGCCAGACAAGAUUUUGAAACUGUUUUACUUCUGGAACCUGGAAAUAAGCAAGCAAUAACUGAACUUUCCAAAAUUAAAAAGGAAUUAAUUGAGAAGGGACAUUGGGAUGAAGUUUUUCUUGAGUCCACACAAAGACAAAAUGUGAUAAAACUCAUUGAUCAUCCACCUCAUCCUCAAUCAACUAAACCACUCAAGAAGGUUAUUAUUGAAGAGACUGGUAAUCUGAUUCAGACAGUUGACGUGCCAGACAGCACUACUGCAGCUGCUCCGGGGAGCCCCGCGGUUAGCCUAGCAGACGCGGCGAAUAAGGAUUCCAGCCAGGGCGGCCCCUCGCCCUCCAGUGAUAGCCCAAGAGCAAAAGUAUUGAAAAUGGAGGAAAUUAGUGACGCCUCAGCUCCGCGACCUCAAGUCAGCUCGGGACAGAAUGUAUGUGCGACUUCCCGUGAGGUUGCUAGAAAGGCAGAGGAGCCCCCGGCUCAGCUUGGCACAGCUGUUCUGCCUCCGGCUCCUGCCACCUUCCAGCUCGAAUCGGAUUUCAGACAGCUGAAAAGUUCUCCAGCGACGUUGUAUCAGUAUUUAAAGCAAAUUGAGCCAUCCUUCUAUCCUAAGUUAUUUCAGAAGAAUCUAGAUCCAGAUGUGUUCAACCAAAUCAUUAAAAUUCUUCAUGACUUUUACAUUGAGAAAGAAAAGCCAUCUCUUAUCUUUGAAAUCUUACAGAGACUUUCUGAGCUAAAAAGGUUUGAUAUGGCUGUGAUGUUUAUGUCAGAACCUGAGAGAAAGAUUGCACGUGUAUUAUUCAAGCACAUACACAAAGCAGGAUUAAAAGAUAAUUCUGUUGAAGAACUCAAGAAAAGAUAUGGUGGUUGAUUUCCAUUUUUACCAAAAUUAUUGUUUUGACUUAUAUACAUUUUUUUCUAUUGAAAAUAAAGUGUUGUUUUUGUUUAAGAAAAUGAAAUAAUAUAGGAAAAACUUUUGGACACAGAUUAACUAUAAAGUGAGUUGUGUUCCCAAGUAGUGGAAACUGUGUUCAGGUGAACUAUUUAUAUGUCCUUUUCUGAAAAUAAAAAUAUGAAU